AUGUCUAAUAAACCUCGACCUCUUCUUCCUUUAACACCCGACCAAAACCAACAAAUUUCCCAAGAUCAAUAUCAAAAUAUACAAGGAGAACAAGGGGAUAAUACAGACGAAUAUACACCUAAUAAAUUCUAUAAUAAUGAUGGACUAUCUAGGGCUUCCGAGCGAAGGGAUCAACUAAAAAAACGACGGAGUGAUCACCGUCCACUUCAAUAUCAACAAUAUACUCAAUACGCAUCAAAUAGUACAUCAUCACCUCAGGAUUCUAAUCAAUCUGAUGUCCAAGUUCGACAUUCUGUUCAUUCUGUUGAACCAAAUGAUCAAAUUAUCAAUAAUAAUUUUUAUCAACGUAGUAAAGCACGAACUUCUAUAGUUUCAGAUGAUGAAAACACUGCUAAUGACUUAGAUGAAAAAGGUCAACCAUUUGACUUAUCACCUACUAUUGAUCAAAAAGUCAGAAGGGAUUCUCAUACUCAUAAUGUGACUUCUGCUAGUGACGCGUAUCGGCCUCGUCCUCCUGAUUCUUUAAAUCCUUCAGGCUCUCGUCUUGGUCCUAAUACUAAUACUACAGGUGCUCAAACUCGUCGUCAAAAAUCUCUUGUGAAACCUGAACGUGCACGUAAUCAUCGACGUCAAAUGGAUUAUCAAAGAAAUGAUAAUAUUGAAAAUGCAAAUAAUAGAUGGAGUGCAUUUGCUGGUGAUAAUGAUAGACGACGAAGUCAAGGUGGUCGUCAAUCAGGUGAUCGUAGAGUAUCAUCAAACGUGCCUCAAAAAAAGAAAAAAUGGUAUCAAUGUCAAUGUCCAUCUGCUUGGGUAAUGUUCUCAAGAUGUAUUACCUGUUGGGCUCCUCCAUUUUUAUCUUGUUAUGGAAUGACUGAUGUAUUGGCUCAACAUGCUUGGCGUGAAAAGGUUGCCCUUGUUGUUAUUAUACUUCUUCUUUGUGGAGCUGUUGGUUUUUUGACUUUUGGGUUUGAUCAAGUUUUUUGUGGUACUCCACCUGCGCGAAUUCGUUCUGGUGUAAUUAAUAAUAAUCAAAUUUCUAUACUUGGAAGAGUUUAUAAUAUCAAAGGAUUUAAUCAUCCACCAAUUCAGGGUAUAAUAAAUAGUACAAAUUUUGAAAAAACUGCUGGUGGUAAUGAUCUGACUUUCAUGUUUCAGGGUGUUAACGUUGAUUGUAAAGGUGUAUUUAUUCCCAUUCAACCGGCAGAUAGCAAUGGAAAUGUUUAUAAUUAUUUCCCUUGCGUUGCACUUAGUAAUGAUCCUUCAGUUCCAAAUAAUACUGCUGAUCCUGAAAGAAGUGCUUGUCAUGGUUCUAGUAGGGCGAGAAAUACUAUAUCAUCUCUGAAAUAUGUUGGUGAUAUUUUUUUCGAAUGGGAUGAUGUACAAUCAUCAAAUCAUAAUUACGUUGUUUAUAAUGGACAAGUUUUUGAUAUGGAUCGUCUUCAAUGGAUAGUGCCAAAUAUCAUUUUACCUAACACGCUCAAACCAUUAGCGUUUGCACAAACAAACACUUUUCGUGGUAGAGAUAUGACUUAUUUUUUGCAAAAGAGUAAUACAAAUAUAAAAAUGGCAAAGUGUUUGGAGGAGAACUUACGUGUUGGUGUCCUUGAUACAAUAUCUAUCGGUUGUGUUAUUUCCACUGCUGUGAUGCUUGUUUCUUUACUUUUUAUAGCUGGUGUGGUUUUGGUUAGAUUUUUCUUGGCUGUUUUAUUUGGAUGGAUAUUAAGUUGGCGAUUAGGAAGUUUUCGUGAAGAAACUGCUGAAGAAAUUGCAAAAAGAGAACGGGAAAUUGAAUUAUGGUCAGAUGAAAAUAAUCAUUUUUAUCCUUCUACAAACAAAUCUCGGUUUUCGACACCUAAUUUCAAUAGUAGUCCUAUACCAUAUGGUAGGAGAAUGGAAAGUCGGUCGAGCAGUAGAAACAACACUUUUACUGCAGUAAAUGGGACAAAAGAAUUCAAUCACAGUUCAAGAAAUAGUCGACCAUCAUCAAUUAAUGAAUAUAGUCAAAGUCGUGCAGAUUCAAUGACUUCUACAUCAUCUGCUGCACAAUCAGCAACUUAUCCAAAUAAUGUUGUUAUUCCUGAACAACGUUAUAAUUUUCCUUUGAUGCACACUAUUUUAUUGGUUACAUGUUAUUCUGAGGGUAAACAGGGUAUAAAAACAACCUUAGAUUCAUUAGCUAGAACAGAAUACCCUAAGUCGCAUAAAUUAUUACUCUGUAUAGCUGAUGGUAUUAUUUAUGGCAAUGAAAAUGAUCUUUCGACACCAGACAUUUGUGUUUCAUUGAUGAGUGAUUUUCUUAUUCCUCCUGAUGAAGUUGAACCUCAUUCUUACGUUGCAAUAGCAGAUGGUAAAAAGCGACAUAAUAAGGCAAAGGUUUAUGCUGGUUAUUAUGCUUAUCGAGAACUGGAUGGGAGGCAAGAUCGUAUUCCUAUGAUCACUAUAGCUAAAUGUGGUGGUCCUGGGGAAGAAAAUGAUAAUAAAAAACCUGGAAAUCGUGGUAAACGUGACUCUCAAAUUAUUUUGAUGAGUUUCUUACAAAAAGUUAUGUUCAAUGAAAGGAUGACUCGACUUGAAUAUGAAUUUUUUACUGCAAUUCGAACUGUCUGUGGGGUUACUCCUGACUUUUUUGAAAUUGUUCUUAUGAUUGAUGCUGAUACAAAAGUUUUCCCUGAUUCAUUGGUUCGAAUGGUUGCCUGUAUGUCACAUGAUUCAAGUGUAAUGGGACUUUGUGGGGAAACAAAAAUUUCAAACAAAAAUGAUACUUGGGUGACAAGGAUUCAAGUUUUCGAAUACUAUAUUAGUCACCAUUUACAAAAGGCAUUCGAAUCCAUUUUUGGUGGUGUCACUUGUUUGCCCGGUUGCUUUUGCAUGUACAGGAUUAAAGCACCAAAAGGCGAGAAUGGAUACUGGGUUCCUAUUCUUGCAAAUCCGGAUAUUGUUGAACAAUACUCUGAAAAUGUUGUUAAUACUUUACAUAAGAAAAAUUUACUUCUUCUCGGAGAAGAUCGAUAUCUUACAACUCUUAUGCUUAAAAACUUUCCUAAACGAAAAACAUUAUUUGUUCCUCAAUCAGUUUGUAAAACUGUAGUACCUGAUACAUUCCGUAUACUUCGUUCUCAACGUCGUCGAUGGAUCAAUUCCACAGUGCAUAAUCUUUUAGAACUUGUUCUUAUUCCUGAUUUAUGUGGAACUUUCUGCUUUUCCAUGCAAUUCGUUAUAUUUAUGGAGUUGGUUGGCACAGUUGUACUUCCUGCUGCUAUCUCUUUCACCAUGUAUUUAAUAGUAAUAUCGUUCUUUCAAAAUCCUCCUCCUAUAGUUCCUUUGCUUCUUUUGGCUGCUGUAUUAGGUUUGCCUGCUAUUCUCAUUAUGGUGACAACACGUAAAAUUAUUUAUGUUGGUUGGAUGUUAAUUUACCUUUUAUCAUUACCAAUAUGGAAUUUUGUUCUUCCAUCAUACGCAUUUUGGCAUUUUGAUGAUUUUUCAUGGGGUAAAACUCGCGAAGUGAAGGGGGAGGAUGAAGGUGGUCAUGCUGAUCAUUCAAGAAGGGAAGGAGAGUUUGAUAGUUCACAUAUUGUAAUGAGACGAUGGGCUGAAUGGGAAAGGUAUAGACUUCGUCGGGAUUCACAACACCGAAUACAAUCAGUACAAUUAUCUCCUGAUGAAAAUUUUAAUAUACCAUCAACACGCCCAUCAUCGGCAUCAACAAUGUAUGGUAGUGAAAAAUCAGAAUCCAUACCCAUAGGACCAAUGAAUGCAAGGAGUGGUAUUAGAAGAAAAACUGAUUCACUAAUGGUACCACCUCCAUUAAGUAGCGAUCCUUCAACACCAGUUUCACCACCUACACCAUCUAGUACUAUCCCAUAUGAGGGUUAUGUAUCAUCCAAUGGCGAUUAUUCACAAAUGUCACAACCAAUUUAUAUGGCACCAUCAAGAUCAAACACUAAUAGUACAACCUAUAGUUAUAGUAGUAAUCCACAUGCUGGCAUUAUUGGGGGUGCUUCAUAUUCAAAUGGAUAUGAAGAAAAUAAUCAUAUUCAACAACGUAGAGAAUUUUAA
This is a messenger RNA of Dentiscutata erythropus, 4056 nucleotides long. Lineage: Eukaryota; Fungi; Glomeromycota; Glomeromycetes; Diversisporales; Gigasporaceae. The record is from the annotation of a GenBank genome assembly.